AUGGAAGAGAUGGAAGAAGAGUUAAAAUGCCCCGUGUGCGGCUCCUUCUAUCGGGAGCCCAUCAUCCUGCCCUGCUCUCACAAUAUAUGUCAGGCGUGCGCCCGCAACAUCCUGGUGCAGACCCCGGAGUCGGAGUCCCCCCAGAGCCGACGGGCCUCGGGCUCCGGGGUCUCCGACUAUGAUUAUCUGGACCUUGACAAGAUGAGCCUGUACAGCGAGGCGGACAGCGGCUAUGGCUCCUACGGGGGGUUCGCCAGCGCCCCCACUACCCCGUGCCAGAAGUCCCCCAACGGCGUCCGUGUGUUCCCCCCGGCUAUGCCGCCACCGGCCACCCACCUGUCACCGGCCUUGGCCCCGGUGCCCCGCAACUCCUGUAUCACCUGCCCCCAGUGCCACCGCAGCCUCAUCCUGGAUGACCGGGGGCUCCGCGGCUUCCCCAAGAACCGCGUCCUGGAAGGGGUAAUUGACCGCUACCAGCAGAGCAAAGCGGCGGCCCUUAAGUGCCAGCUUUGCGAGAAGGCACCCAAAGAGGCCACCGUCAUGUGCGAACAGUGCGAUGUCUUCUACUGUGAUCCGUGCCGCCUGCGCUGCCACCCGCCCCGGGGGCCCCUAGCCAAGCACCGCCUGGUGCCCCCGGCCCAGGGCCGCGUGAGCCGGCGGCUGAGCCCAAGAAAGGUCUCCACCUGCACAGACCACGAGCUGGAGAACCACAGCAUGUACUGCGUGCAGUGCAAGAUGCCCGUGUGCUACCAGUGCUUGGAGGAGGGCAAACACUCCAGCCACGAAGUCAAGGCUCUAGGAGCCAUGUGGAAACUGCACAAGAGCCAGCUCUCCCAGGCGCUGAACGGGCUGUCGGACAGGGCCAAGGAAGCCAAGGAGUUCCUGGUGCAGCUGCGCAACAUGGUCCAGCAGAUCCAGGAGAACAGCGUGGAGUUUGAGGCCUGCCUGGUAGCUCAGUGUGACGCCCUCAUCGACGCCCUCAACAGGAGGAAAGCCCAGCUGCUUGCCCGUGUCAACAAGGAACACGAGCACAAGCUAAAGGUGGUUCGAGAUCAGAUCUCUCACUGCACAGUGAAAUUGCGCCAGACCACGGGUCUCAUGGAGUACUGCCUGGAGGUGAUUAAGGAAAAUGAUCCUAGUGGCUUUUUGCAGAUUUCUGACGCCCUCAUAAGGAGAGUGCACCUGACUGAGGAUCAGUGGGGGAAAGGCACGCUCACUCCCAGGAUGACCACGGACUUCGACUUGAGUCUGGACAACAGCCCUCUGCUGCAGUCUAUCCACCAGCUCGACUUUGUGCAGAUGAAAACUUCCUCUCCAGUCCCAGCGACCCCCAUCCUACAGCUGGAGGAGUGCUGCACCCACAACAACAGCGCUACGCUGUCUUGGAAACAGCCGCCCCUGUCCACGGUGCCCGCCGAAGGAUACAUUCUGGAGCUGGAUGACGGCAAUGGUGGUCAGUUCCGGGAAGUGUAUGUUGGAAAGGAGACCAUGUGCACCGUGGAUGGUCUUCACUUCAACAGCACAUACAAUGCUCGCAUCAAGGCCUUCAACAAAACAGGAGUCAGCCAGUACAGCAAGACCCUGGUCCUCCAGACGUCCGAGGACACAGAUUCAGAAGAACAGACAGUCCCUUUUCCAGUGCCUUCGGAAAGAUUGCCGCUCCGUAGAAUGAGUCCUUUCUCCUCCACCCUUAAUCUACAGCCCAGCUUCCCCAGGAGAUCCUACUUUGAUUUCCGGCCCUCACCCCAUCAGCUGAGCUUGCAUUCCUCUUUACAGUCUCUCAAUGCACCGGGAUGCAAUUUUGAGACACAAUCUGCACCUUACUCUCAAUUAGUUGAUAUUAAAAAGCUGUUGGCAGUGGCCUGGUUUGCUUUUGACCCUGGCUCGGCGCACUCUGACAUCAUCUUCUCCAAUGACAACCUGACUGUGACCUGCAGUAGCUACGAUGACCGGGUGGUGCUGGGGAAGACUGGCUUCUCCAAGGGCGUCCACUACUGGGAGCUCACGGUGGAUCGCUAUGACAACCACCCAGACCCUGCCUUUGGCGUGGCUCGCAUCGACGUGAUGAAGGAUGUGAUGUUAGGAAAGGACGACAAAGCCUGGGCAAUGUAUGUGGAUAAUAACCGGAGCUGGUUCAUGCACAACAACUCGCACACCAACAGAACUGAGGGAGGGAUCACAAAGGGGGCCACGAUCGGGGUCCUCCUAGACUUAAAUAGAAAAACGUUGACAUUUUUUAUCAACGACGAGCAGCAAGGUCCCAUCGCGUUUGAGAACGUGGAAGGGCUGUUCUUCCCGGCAGUCAGCCUGAACAGGAACGUGCAGGUCACGCUUCACACGGGGCUCCCAGUCCCCGACUGCUACUCGAGCAGAGCAUCAAUAGCCUAA
Eubalaena glacialis (North Atlantic right whale) is the source of this 2388-nucleotide messenger RNA. RefSeq names its product tripartite motif containing 9 (gene TRIM9). The record is from RefSeq and is a predicted model, not a curated record. Gene Ontology annotation, molecular function: zinc ion binding; protein binding. The coding region runs from base 1 to 2388 and encodes 795 amino acids. NCBI's taxonomy places the organism in Eukaryota, Metazoa, Chordata, Mammalia, Artiodactyla, Balaenidae. The transcript is spliced from 13 exons.